GGCUGAGGGGCGGCCGCGGGAGCGCCGUGCUGAGGGCGGGGGGAGGGGGGCGGCCGCUGUCUGUCUGUCCGUCUGUCCGAGCGUCUGACGGCCGCAAUGCAGAACGUCAUCAACACGGUGAAGGGGAAGGCCCUGGAGGUGGCCGAAUACCUCACGCCCGUUCUCAAGGAGUCCAAGUUUAAAGAAACUGGCGUAAUUACACCUGAAGAAUUUGUUGCAGCUGGAGAUCAUUUAGUUCACCACUGUCCUACUUGGCAAUGGGCUUCAGGAGAAGAACUAAAAGUCAAAGCUUAUCUGCCAACAGACAAACAGUUUUUGGUAACUAAAAAUGUGCCGUGCUAUAAAAGGUGUAAGCAGAUGGAGUACUCAGAUGAGCAGGAAGCAAUUAUAGAAGAAGAUGAUGGUGAUGGGGGAUGGGUAGACACUUUCCACAAUGCAGGUAUAGUGGGUGCAACAGAAGCAAUUAAGGAGAUCACAYUAGACAGUAAGGAUAAUAUAAAAAUACCAGAGUGUUCAGCAUCUUGUGAAGAUGAUGAUGAAGAGGAUGAAGGAGAAGCUGCAGACAUGGAAGAGUAUGAAGAAAGUGGGCUAUUGGAGACAGAUGAUGCAACGCUUGACACAAGACAGAUUGUAGAAGCUAACAAAACUAAAGUUGAUGUUGGAGGGGAAGAUGCUAUUCUACAGACUAGAACUUAUGACCUCUACAUCACUUAYGACAAAUAUUACCAAACUCCAAGGCUCUGGUUAUUUGGAUAUGAUGAGCAACGGCAGCCUUUAACAGUAGAGCAUAUGUAUGAAGAUAUUAGUCAAGAUCACGUCAAGAAAACGGUGACCAUUGAAAAUCAUCCUCAUCUUCCUCCACCUCCUAUGUGCUCAGUUCACCCAUGCAGGCAUGCAGAAGUCAUGAAGAAAAUAAUUGAGACUGUUGCAGAAGGUGGGGGAGAGCUUGGAGUUCACAUGUAYCUUCUUAUUUUCUUGAAAUUUGUACAGGCGGUCAUUCCAACGAUAGAAUAUGACUACACAAGGCACUUUACGAUGUAACUAAAAUAAGAAAUGUGUUCCUCUAAUUAUCAAAUCUUUUUUUAAAUAACCCAUCCAUGUGACUUAUACAACAUUAUACACAAUUUCUGUAACUAAUCUUUUAUCAACUUGACGCAUUAAAAUAAAAUGUUCCAUUACCAGCCUUUUUAAUAAAAAUCUCUGUGCGUAAUAUAAAUAAAUCACUUUCAUUCCAGUACAGAUGCUGCACUAAGAGGUGGGAUUUUUUUUUUCUCCAUAAUUCCUUCAAUUUCCUUCCAUCAGAUUAUUUUUGUGUAUGUUGAAAUCCACUUUUGUAGUAGAAGCCUAGUAGUUUUGGCUUUGUUGCUCGUGCCUAAAAAUCUGAACUUUUAAUUUUUUCCUCUCUCAUUUAAAUUCACUUGAGAGYUUUAUGGGGUUUCUUUCCUAGCUAUGAAUGCUUAUAUUUCCUCUAGUUGGAGGAGGAUUUUGAAAGAUGAAAAACAUAAGUGAUUGUCCUGUUAGGAAAGUUUGGCUACAUCUUAAACAAGUAACUGUAAUUAACCAGUGUUUGAAAGGUGAUCUACAUCGAGCAAGACUAGAGAUGGAAUAUUUUGGGAGACAAAGGAAGAAUAUUAAUUAUGUAAUCUGUUUGUCUGGUAGUGAAGUACAGUGUUAUUGACCAAAUUUACAGYAUGAGGGUAAAGGGAGAACAUUGCUAUGGGGAGAAGAUUGCUAUGGCAGAGCAAGGUUCAGUCUGGGUUAUUUGUCUGCCUCAGCUACACCAACUGUCAGUCUGAUAGCAUGGUUUCCUCUUUGGGAUAAACAKACAUGGAGUUGUUGAUGGAUUCAGAUAUUGCAAAGGGAUCCA
This is a messenger RNA of Malurus melanocephalus (red-backed fairy wren), 1867 nucleotides long. It is a transcript of the gene ATG3, whose product is annotated as autophagy related 3. Gene Ontology annotation, cellular component: cytosol; cytoplasmic ubiquitin ligase complex. Gene Ontology annotation, molecular function: Atg8-family ligase activity. The record is from RefSeq and is a predicted model, not a curated record. Lineage: Eukaryota; Metazoa; Chordata; Aves; Passeriformes; Maluridae. The coding region runs from base 97 to 1041 and encodes 314 amino acids. The transcript is spliced from 12 exons. Gene Ontology annotation, biological process: autophagosome assembly; autophagy of mitochondrion; nucleophagy.